AUGGAGCCAGGGAAUGAUACACAAAUUUUAGAAUUCCUACUCUUCGGAUUCUCAGAGGACCCAGCACUGCAGCCCCUCAUAUUUGGGCUCUUCCUCUCCAUGUACCUGGUCACUGUGGCUGGGAACCUGCUCAUCGUCCUGGCCAUCCUCUCAGACAACCACCUCCACACGCCCAUGUACUUCUUCCUCUCCAACCUGUCCUCCUAUGAUAUCUGUCUCACAUCCACCAUUGUCCCCAAGAUGCUGGUGAACAUCCAGACACAGAGCCAAGCCAUCAGCUAUGCAGGCUGCAUCACCCAGAUGUUCUUCUUCUUACUGUUUAUUGGGCUGGACAACUUCCUUCUGGUUGUGAUGGCCUAUGACAGGUUUGUGGCCAUCUGUCACCCCCUGCACUACUUGGUCAUCAUGAACCCCCAGCUCUGUAUGCAGCUGGUCCUGGUGUCCUGGGUCAUCAGUGUCCUGCAUACCUUGUUGCAAAGUUUAAUGGUGCUGCGGCUGUCCUUCUGCACAUGUCUGGAAAUCCCCCACUUCUUCUGUGAACUGAACCAGGUGAUCCACAGCGCCUGUUCUGACACCUUCCUUAAUGAUCUCAUUUUGUAUUUUGCAUCUGUGCUGCUGGUUGGAGGUCCACUGGCUGGGAUCCUUUACUCCUACUCCAGGAUUGUCUCCUCUGUCUGUGCAAUUUCGUCAUCUCAAGGGAAAUAUAAAGCAUUUUCCACCUGUGCCUCUCACCUCUGCAUUGUCUCUUUAUUUUAUUGUACUGGACUGGGAGUUUACCUUAGCUCUGCUGUUACCCAAGAUUCACACUCAACUGCGAUCGCCUCGGUGAUGUACACCGUGGUCACCCCCAUGCUGAACCCUUUCAUCUACAGCCUGAGGAAUAAAGACAUAAAGAGGGCCCUGAAAAGAUCUUUGGGAGAGAAACCAUAA
Oryctolagus cuniculus (rabbit) is the source of this 930-nucleotide messenger RNA. RefSeq names its product olfactory receptor 7A10-like. NCBI's taxonomy places the organism in Eukaryota, Metazoa, Chordata, Mammalia, Lagomorpha, Leporidae. Gene Ontology annotation, cellular component: membrane. Gene Ontology annotation, molecular function: olfactory receptor activity; G protein-coupled receptor activity. Gene Ontology annotation, biological process: G protein-coupled receptor signaling pathway. The record is from RefSeq and is a predicted model, not a curated record.